AUGCGCCUCAGUCCUCUCCUCAUUUCUUUUGCCAUCGCCGCUUCAAGAAGUCUUGCUACGGUCAUCGUCCAUAUACAAGCCUCAGAUUCUUCCCUCUCGGUUGCCGAUGUUGAAGGCCCGCGGAAAACACUGUCUUUUCAGUACGUCGGCGAGGAGAAAUAUUUGCUCGUUGGCACAGACCAGGACACAUUCGGCUUGAACGAUCCGUCGAGGCUGAAUGCCGGCGAUGGCUCCUUUAGGCACACAUCGGAUGGGAUCUAUGUCAAAUGUUACAUAGAGGGCUUUCCAAGCGGGGAUCUCAGCUCUGAUGCGGACUUCGUCGUCACUGAUGGCGAUAAGAACGCCUUUUCCACGGCGUGGGCGCUUGCGAGCUUGUCGGAUUCGAGCGCACACGUUUGCAAGGAGAAGGGCGGGAUGAAGCUACUCUGCGGGCCUCAUAUCAUUGAUAAAAUCGGCAGCGAAGAUUGGCUCACUGAGGGUUACGCACAACUACCUCGGCACGAGCACCAGAUGACAGCCAAUAUGUACGAGUGUGAAGAUUGA
This is a messenger RNA of Dioszegia hungarica, 543 nucleotides long. RefSeq lists its product as uncharacterized. The transcript has 3 exons. Lineage: Eukaryota; Fungi; Basidiomycota; Tremellomycetes; Tremellales; Bulleribasidiaceae. The record is from RefSeq and is a predicted model, not a curated record. The coding region runs from base 1 to 543 and encodes 180 amino acids.